This is a messenger RNA of Ananas comosus (pineapple), 492 nucleotides long. RefSeq lists its product as uncharacterized. The transcript has 2 exons. NCBI's taxonomy places the organism in Eukaryota, Viridiplantae, Streptophyta, Magnoliopsida, Poales, Bromeliaceae. The coding region runs from base 1 to 492 and encodes 163 amino acids. The record is from RefSeq and is a predicted model, not a curated record.
AUGGAGAGGCGACCAAUUGGAUCAAAACUAAGAGAGGAAUACGACAAAGGGCCCGUUAUCACCAUUCCAGUUCUUGUUGGUGACGGAGUGAAAAGAUAUAUGAGAAAUCUCAGACUGAUGUGGCACCUUUUCGAGUGGGCUUCUAGUUUGAAAAUCAACAGAGAUAAGUCUGAGCUCUACUACCUUGGACAGACUGAGGGCAAAGCGGCAAGUCUAGCGAACUUGCUUGAUUGCAAAGUUGGCACCUUCCCCACCACCUACUUAGGAUUUCGCCUCUCCACAAAACCCCCUACAAAGGAGGCAUGGAGAGAGGUAAUUCAGAAAUUGCAACACAGAAUCGAUGGAUGGAAAGCCAAACUCCUCUCAAGAAAGGGUAGACUUAUUCUGGUGAACACUAUGCUUACUAACCUACCUCUUUACUUUCUGUCGGUAUUCAAGGCACCCAGUUGGGUGAUCAAGCGCAUCGAAGCCCUACGUAGAGAUUUCUUUUAG